AUGUCAAAUGAUAAUAAUUUUCUGAUUGAAAGUGAUGAAGAAGAAGAAGUAGAUGAUAAUGAUAUAUUUUAACAAUAAUCUCCAUAAGUUAGAACAUCUUUUACAAAUCCAUUAUAGUUUAGAAUAAAUUAGCAUUUUAAGAGUGAAAUAAAUGAUGAUGAAGAACACUAAAUUAUUUUGACAAGAUCAUAAAAUUAUUGUGGAGAUGUAAGCGCACAUAGUUGUAAUAGUGAAGAUUUAAAAGGAAUAACUCAUACAAAUAAUUCUUCAGAUGAUGAAUAAGAAGCCACUAGAGUAACAUAAACGUUUAAUAAUCCUUUACAUAAAAUUAAAGAAGUAGUUGACGAGAGUUAUGAAAUAAACAUAAAUAAUUCAGAUGAAGAAAUAAUAGUGAAUGAAUUUGCUAAAGCUCAUGAUUUAGUCAUUAAAAAUUGUUCAAUCAAGAUGGUAAAUAAAUAUUAUUAUAUUAUUAGAUAUAUAUCUUUAUAAAUAUAUAAUUCAUUCAUACAAAGAGGUUAGCAUUUCAAAUUUUAUAAACUAAAUUGGUAUAAGAUAAAUAAAAUAAGUUAUCAUAAAGAAAGUAGAUAGCUAUUCAUCUUACUAAAUGGAUAAUUAAUCAUAGAGAGAAAAAGAUUAAAGCCAACUAUGUGAAGAAAUGGAAAUUAUAGAAUGCAAAAANUAAAUAGGAAAAAUUUAAUUUUAAGGUAUUUAAGUGUUAUUAAAAAUAAUGA
Messenger RNA from Paramecium sonneborni, 731 nucleotides. The record is from the annotation of a GenBank genome assembly. NCBI's taxonomy places the organism in Eukaryota, Ciliophora, Oligohymenophorea, Peniculida, Parameciidae.